Cannabis sativa is the source of this 2240-nucleotide messenger RNA. Its product is annotated as DNA polymerase kappa. NCBI's taxonomy places the organism in Eukaryota, Viridiplantae, Streptophyta, Magnoliopsida, Rosales, Cannabaceae. The record is from RefSeq and is a predicted model, not a curated record. Bases 62 to 2047 code for a protein of 661 amino acids. Gene Ontology annotation, biological process: error-prone translesion synthesis. Gene Ontology annotation, molecular function: damaged DNA binding; DNA-directed DNA polymerase activity. Gene Ontology annotation, cellular component: nucleus. The transcript has 14 exons.
GCGCAAUCUCUCCCGCGUAUAUAUAUAACGAAUUUUUUCUUGCAGAGCAGUAGAGCACGCUAUGGAGAAAGGCGAGACCUCAACAAGCGACGCCGAUCGGCCAUGGCAAUCUUACCACACCGUAUACACCAAUGCCAAAGCUGGUAUGGAUGGAGUGGACAAGGAGAAAGUACAACGAGUGGUGUAUGAAAUGAGCAAAGGGUCUAAGUACUUUGAGAACGAGGAGCGCAAGGAGGCUUUUAUAAGGCAGAAAAUAGAAAAUAUGCGUGUUCGGUGUGCCAAGCUUAGUGCUGAAGAUAUAUCUCACUUUCAGAUGGUUGCAGAAAAACGAAUUUUAGAGCUAGAAGCUGCAAGAAACCUUUCAAGAAUUUGGAUACAUGUGGAUAUGGAUGCUUUUUAUGCAGCUGUUGAAACAUUAAGCAAUCCUUCGUUAAAGGGGAAGCCCAUGGCUGUUGGCAGUAUGUCUAUGAUAUCCACAGCUAAUUAUGAGGCUCGGAAGUUUGGAGUUCGAGCGGCAAUGCCUGGUUUUAUUGCUCGUAAAUUAUGCCCAGAGUUAAUUUUUGCUCCUACGGAUUUCAAAAAGUAUAAUUAUUACAGUGACUUAACGAGAAAAGUUUUCCAGACGUAUGAUCCUAAUUUCAUGGCUGCUGGUUUAGAUGAAGCCUACCUUGAUGUAACGGAGGCCUGCAAAGAAAGGGGUAUUACUGGUGAAGAAAUUGCCAAAGAAAUCAGAACCAACAUAUAUGAAGAGACUGGUCUUACAUGUAGUGCUGGAGUUGCAGCAAACCGUCUACUUGCAAAGGUUUGCUCUGAUAUAAACAAACCAAAUGGGCAGUUUGUUUUACCAAAUAACCGGGUGGCUGUGAUGACAUUUAUAUCUUCACUUCCUAUACGAAAGAUUGGAGGAAUUGGGAAAGUCACUGAACACAUUUUAAGGGAUGCUUUAGGAAUCAGUACAUGUGAGGAGAUGUUGCAAAAAGGAAGUUAUAUCUGUGCCCUAUUUUCUCAAUCUACAGCAGAUUUUUUUCUCUCUGUGGGACUUGGGCUUGGAGGGACAGAUACUCCUGAAGUCAGGUUGCGAAAAAGUAUUAGCAAUGAGAGAACAUUUUCUGCCACAGGGGAUGAAACAUUGCUUUAUCGCAAAUUAGAGGAACUUUCAGAAAUGUUAUCAGCUGACAUGCAAAAAGAAGGUCUUUGUGGGAGAACAUUGACUCUCAAAUUGAAAACGGCAGCCUUUGAGCUUCGAACAAGAGCUGUAUCUUUGCAAAAACACAUUUGCUCAAGUGAAGAUAUUUUAAAGCAUGCAUCAAAGCUGCUGAAGGCUGAAUUUCCUAUUUCAUUAAGGCUAAUAGGCUUGAGGGUAUCUCAUUUAAAUCUAGAGAGGGAUGGUACUCUUCUUGAUCCUACCCAGAAAACUCUGACCAACUUCUUUGUAUCAGGAGAUAAUUCCGGCAAAGAUGUAAAUGGCCAAAGACCCUUUGGCCAUGACACAAGUAAUUACUUAGUGAAUGAUGAUCAUUCUGAUUCUUUUAUUGGCGAACAUGAGACACAUCAUACAUAUAGUGAUGCGGAUUGCAGUCAUUCAUCAAUACUUGACAAUGAUAACAGUACUCUCAGCAGUAUUUCAGCUCAAAUGGACAAUAAUUUAUCAAGUGAUGUUACUGCAUACAAGGUUGAGGGCACCAGUUGCCCAAACAGAGUGACUAAUGGAGUAAACUUCACGGCAGCUGAUGCUGAGGUAGUAUCUUCAAUGGGUCAAAGAGAGUUAUUUCUAUGGGUAAAUGAUUACAAGUGUUCAAUAUGCGGGAUAGAAAUGCCACCGGAUUUUAUUGAGGAAAGACAAGAGCACUGUGAUUUUCAUUUAGCCGAGAAGCUUCAGAAAGAGGAAUCUGGCACUGGGUUUAGAAGUUCUACUUUGAGGCACAGAGAUGAACAAAAGGGUCAAAGUUCAAGCCAGAGUCAACGCAAGAAGCGCAAGUUGUCGCCGAAAGAAGGCAGACAUAUACCGAUAGAUGUGUUCUUUGUGAAGAGCAAUCAGAACUUUUAAAAGUAUGUUCUUUUUAUUUCUGCUUGUCCUGUACAUAGUUCUGUUCUUUGUCACCUAUUAUGUGAUUGUAAUACUAUAGUGCAUACAUGUAUAAUGUAUUUAAAAAAAAAAACAACGCAUUAGAACCCUCAAUAAUUUUCUUAAUUAUGUUUUUCAUGUUCAUCUAGUGCCAAGUGAAUAAGAGUACAUUUAU